AUGGGUGCGUCUGGAAAAUGGGUGAAAGCGCUAAUCGGUCUUAAGAAGCCCGACAACAUAAAUGAACACGGUGCGAAGAAGAAGAAGUGGAGGCUAUGGAAGAGUUCCUCCGCCGGGGAAAACAGAUCUCAAGACGGGUUUCUUAACGCGCCUUCCGAUUCCGAUUCAUUCACCGCCGCAGUGGCCACCGUGGUCAGAGCUCCACCUAAGGAUUUCAGACUCCUCAAGCAAGAAUGGGCCGCUACAAGAAUCCAAACAGCCUUCCGGGCAUUCUUGGCGAGAAGGGCAUUGAGGGCGUUGAAGGGAGUGGUGAGGCUUCAAGCUCUUGUAAGGGGUAGGUUGGUGAGGAAGCAGGCUGCGGUGACAUUGAGGUGCAUGCAGGCCUUGGUGCGUGUGCAAGCGCGUGUAAGGGCGCGCCGCGUUAGAAUGUCCAUUGAGGGGCAAGCUGUGCAGAACAUGCUCAAUGAGCGCCGCACCAAAGCUGAACUCAUCAAACAAGCUGAGGAAGGGUGGUGCGAUAGCAAAGGAUCGUUGGAUGAUGUCAAGACGAAAUUGCAGAUGAGGCAAGAAGGAGCUUUCAAGAGGGAGAGAGCAAUUGCCUACUCUCUUGCCCACAAGCAGUGGAGAUCAACCCCCAUCUCUAGUUCAAGACCAAAUGCUUCUCUCAACAAUCAAGAGAUGGACAAGGCUAACUGGGGAUGGAGUUGGUUGGAACGUUGGAUGGCUGCUAAGCCAUGGGAGAGUAGAUUAAUGGAGCAAACCCAUCAUGCUGAUUCCACAGAUAAGACCCCUCCUCCACCAAAGAAAUGUGUGGACUCUUCAAACUCAAAAACAUCAGAACCAUGCAAUGUUAGAGUCAGAAAGAACAAUGUCACCACAAGGAUUUCUGCUAGACCUCCCCAUCUUGGACAAGCCACUCGUUCAACCUCAAGUCCAAGUUCUGAAUUUCACUAUGAUGAGUGCUCAGCUUCAUCUUCAUUAUGCACUUCUACAACACCAGUAUCUGGGAGUACUGCAUUGCCUUGUGACAGGACAGAGGAUAGUAACAAUAAUAACACUAGCAUUAGGCCUAGUUACAUGAACCUGACCGAGUCAACCAAGGCAAAGCAGAAAACCAGCAAUCAUCAUCAAUACAAUAGAGCUCAGAGGCAGCAAUCCAUGGAUGAGUUCCAGUUUUUCAAAAAGACAGCGGUUUUCUCUAAUGGGGAUUCCAAAAGCACCGGUGCUUCUGACCCUUCGGUCAACUUUGCUAGGCCACUUUAUCUACCAACCUACUUGGAUAAGAGGCCACGGUGAAAGGGAUUGGAUUUAGAGUAUGUCUUGAUUCACAUCAAUUUUGGUUGAAUGCGAAUUAGUGGAAGUAACAAUUAGUUGCCUUUUUUUUUUUUUUAAUAUCAAUUUUGAUGUGAUUCUUGUCUAAACGUGGAUUAUGGAUGACGAAUCAAACAUGCACUCAAUUAGUUGAUCCACUCUGUAUUUAUUUCCAAGAAGUUCAACACUUCAACAUCUUGUUGUUCCCUAGAUUGUUAAUUGUGCUUUCUCCCAAGAAAUACUACUUUAGGGGUCUCCAUUUGUAUAAUUAUUUGUUAAUUGUUAA
This is a messenger RNA of Cajanus cajan (pigeon pea), 1597 nucleotides long. Its product is annotated as protein IQ-DOMAIN 6. Gene Ontology annotation, molecular function: protein binding. NCBI's taxonomy places the organism in Eukaryota, Viridiplantae, Streptophyta, Magnoliopsida, Fabales, Fabaceae. The record is from RefSeq and is a predicted model, not a curated record.